UUUAAAGUCAAAAUCAUGAAACUGGAACGAACCGUUGAUAAAAUUGAGAAACAGAAUCAAAUUAUAUCGCAGGCUCCAGCCAGUUCAUCAUUACCAGUAAAAUUCCAAUUAUCUUCCCCACCACCUAUCGAGGACCACUCUGAUAAGGAAUAUAGCAUCAAAAAUGAUCAAAGUCAUGUGAUUUUAACUGAGUCACCUUCAUUGCAAACUGAAGUGUCUAAGUUAGAACAGGAUGACAAAAUUGAUAAAAACCAAAUUAUUGAAUAA
Messenger RNA from Ambispora leptoticha, 267 nucleotides. The record is from the annotation of a GenBank genome assembly. NCBI's taxonomy places the organism in Eukaryota, Fungi, Glomeromycota, Glomeromycetes, Archaeosporales, Ambisporaceae.